AUGGGUCGGCUCGACCGGAAUGAUACCACGGCCUCACAGAAAACCGGCGUGAAACAACCACAGCGUUGUGUUUCACCGUAUUACAUCCUUAUACCAUCAGGGCAAAAGAACCAGUUGUUAAUGCUUGAUGGGUUCACCUUCGCACAGAUGCACAGCAAAAGACAUUGGUACUGCUCCAAGAAAAAGGCUGGCUGCAAAGCCAAGAUUAAAAUGGAUGUUGACCUUGUAACCGUCAUCGAAUCAUACAGGACACACAAUCAUCAGCCCCCGGAGUAUUAUGUGACUAAAGCCGGAGAAACCAGUCAAGGCUGUGUCAAAAGCGCAAAAAAAUACGGCAGUCUCUACUCAGAGCAGGAGUUGAAACGGUGUGGUCAGACUCUUAUUGAGGAGAAGACCCAGGGGGAUGGAGACAAUUUACAAAAUGAAAUAAAAAAUCCCAUAUUUAUACCAACUGGUUUGAAGAACAAGUUGCUUAUGCUUGGAGGGUUCACUUUUGCACAAGUCAGCAAGAGAAACUGGUACUGUUCGCGAAAGAAAAUUGGUUGUAAGGCCAAAGUGAAAAUGAACCCUGACGGAGUGACAAUAACGAAUGCUAUGAAUUUUCAUAACCACAAAGCUCCUCAAUACGUGAUAUCAGAAUGUGGAGAAUAUGUCUUCAUAAGAACUCGAUCUAAGAAGUGA
Molecule: messenger RNA, 681 nt
Organism: Spodoptera exigua (beet armyworm)
Lineage: Eukaryota; Metazoa; Arthropoda; Insecta; Lepidoptera; Noctuidae
Source: the annotation of a GenBank genome assembly